Menidia menidia (Atlantic silverside) is the source of this 3188-nucleotide messenger RNA. NCBI's taxonomy places the organism in Eukaryota, Metazoa, Chordata, Actinopteri, Atheriniformes, Atherinopsidae. The record is from the annotation of a GenBank genome assembly.
UGUGGGGAGGCAGGGCAGGGACGCAGUGAACGCACCACUGGCUCAGCUGAGCGGACGCUUGUGCAGAACACGGGGACGCACGUACCGCGACUACUGCGGAGCGGCUUCAUUCCUCUGCUGCCGGAGGAGAGGGAUUCCUGUCACUACUGCAGCCCGUCAGGAAGAAAAGAAGGAAAAAAAUACGACUGAGAAAAAACGAUUACAAGGUUCCCCUGAUGAUAGCCCAAGCGGAUGGUAGAAAGCUGUCGCCCUGAUUGCUGUUUGUCAGGCACAGCUCAACCUAAAGCAAGAUGUCAACCGCAGCUGAAAAUGGUACGGGAGGGCCUCGGAGCACUGGCAGAGAGAAAACGUACAAGAAGACCACGUCAUCGGCCUUGAAGGGAGCCAUUCAGCUCGGCAUUGGCUACACAGUGGGCAACCUCACCUCCAAGCCGGACAGAGAUGUGCUUAUGCAAGACUUCUAUGUGGUGGAGAGUGUCUUUCUGCCCAGUGAGGGCAGCAACCUGACCCCAGCUCAUCACUAUCCAGACUUCCGCUUCAAGACUUACGCCCCACUUGCCUUCCGCUACUUCAGAGAUCUGUUUGGCAUCAAACCUGAUGACUACCUGUAUUCCCUCGUAAAUGAGCCUCUGAUAGAGCUGGCCAACCCAGGUGCCAGUGGCUCUCUAUUCUACCUAACCAGUGAUGAUGAGUUCAUCAUUAAAACUGUCCAGCACAAAGAGGCCAAGUUUCUACAGAGGCUGCUACCUGGAUACUACAUGAACCUGAACCAGAAUCCACGCACACUGCUUCCCAAGUUUUACGGCUUGUACUGCAUCCAGUCUGGUGGCAUCAACAUUCGACUGGUAGUGAUGAACAAUGUACUGCCUCGCUCCGUCAAAAUGCACUACAAGUAUGACCUGAAGGGCUCCACCUACAAGAGGCGAGCGUCCAGGAAGGAGAGGGAGAAAGCUUGUCCGACCCACAAAGACCUGGACUUCCAGGACAUGCACGAGGAGGGGCUUUACUUCGACACAGAGACCUACAACAACCUGAUGAAGACUCUGCAGAGAGACUGUCGGGUCCUGGAGAGUUUUAAAAUCAUGGACUACAGUCUCCUGCUGGGCGUGCACGUCCUGGACCAGAGCCACAGGGACGGGGGGGAGCCGGGGCAGGCCGGGGGGGACGGCAGGAGGCCCGUGGGUCAGAGGGUGCUUUACUCCACGGCCAUGGAGUCCAUCCAAGGAGACGGGCGGGCUGCCGAGGCCCUGACCACUGACGACACGAUGGGUGGCAUUCCUGCCAAAACGCACAAAGAGGAAAAGCUGCUCAUCUUCCUGGGUAUCAUAGAUAUUCUGCAGUCCUACAGGUUCAUCAAGAAGUUGGAGCACUCGUGGAAGGCCCUGGUGUACGAUGGCGACUCUGUCUCGGUCCACCGGCCAGGGUUUUACGCCAGCCGGUUCCUCAAGUUCAUGACCACGCGCGUUUUCAGGAAGACUCACCCACUUCGAUUCUCGCCUUCAAAGAGGACUCGCACUUCCAUCCCUGCUCUGAAGUCGUCUUCACAGGAGAUCCUUUCAUCGCAGGCGGAUGAGAGGCAUGAGGAGGACAGGCGGGAGAGGCUGGGAGGGGCGCGCAGCCUGGCCAGUCUGGAUGGACAAGCUGUAUUUGGUUCAUAUCUUCGUCCGGAUUUAGUCCCUGCCAACCCCUGCUUCUACGAGGGCUCCUCCAUGGGGACCAUCUCCACCUCCUCCAUCUUUGUGAAUGUGGACAACCAAACAGAAGAGAGGGAGGACGUCGCAUCCAGCUCCACGUUCACCCUGGAGGACAGCGCGAUCUGCCUCACCUCGGAGCAGAGCACCAUGGAUGUGGACAUGGAUCGCGAUGACGGAUCCAUACUCGAUGUCUACUUGUGAAAAGAGCAGCUGGACAUCUUUCAUUUCCUCCUGCCAUGCAAAAGACAAUCGCCACGCUCCACUGGACGUGCCCGGCUGGCCUCUGACUCCACUGAGUGCUGCUAGAUCCACGUCGCCACUCGUAUUUGCCAACACGUAGAAAUAGAGAGAGAUUCUCUUUGGUCCACGGACCGUGACAAAGUCAUACUGAUACAGUUGUGACCAGAACCAUGUGACAUAAUGUGUAUUGUGCUGAACUUGAGGCUGACUUGAGUGUUGCUUUAUAGAGCAUCCAUAAAGUUUUAUAUAUGUUUACUGUUUUCAUGGUCAAAACAAAGCUUGGAGGUUUUUCUUUAUACCUGCACAAAUGCACAUAUAUAUAUAAAUAGAUAUCUAUACAACGAUAUCUAUUUAUAUAUGUACUUAUAGGUAUUUUUACAAGGGGAGGUUAGAUACAGACAUUUCCUUUUUGUUUCUGAUGAUCAGAAAGAUGUUAAAAAACCAAUGAGAAAUGUUUACAGCACAUUUAAGGUGGCAUCUUUGUCCGUACUGAAGAGGGACUCGACGCAGUCACACAGAGGACAAAAGCCAGUUUGACGCCACAGCCAACAUGGAUGAAGACUCACAUGGACCGACUUAAUUCUGCAGCUACAAAGCCCGAGCACAGACCGCGGCCAGCUGGUCCUGACCGGGCAGCUGGUCCUGACCGAAAGGAGCGAACUGCCCUGAAGUCAGGAUGGACAGCUACCAGGCGCAGAGCCGAGGGACAAUGCACUUGCUCUUGACAAAAAAUGGCACUUUUGAAAUUGGUUAUGAUUACUGUAAGAAUUUUUUUUUUUUUCCCAAAGGACAUUGCUUAGGUGGGCAGUCUACCUGACAUAAGCACAGAUUUGGAUGUGUGAACAUGCACUUUUUCUUUUUUCUUUACAAAUGCACACCUUUGUUUGUCAUCGAUACUACAUGUAGACAGACAAUGAAGGAAGACUUUGGAUCAUUUUUGAUGUGGGACUACUCGUUUGUGAGGUUUGCGUCAUAACUGAGGAGGCUUUUACUCAGGAUUUCCUUUGAUACUGAAUAAGUGUGUCCUCUACAAGAAGUUAUGGGGCAUUCUGCUCUCGCAGCUGUCUGAUACCUCUUCAUCAAAAUCACAUUCAUCUAUAAAUGUUCAACUCUACGAUCACACGUCGGUUGAGAUAAUUUAUUCUGUAAAUCUCAAUAUUUUACCAUUUGCAGAAAAAAUGUAAUCACUGAAUGUAAAGACAAUGCAUAUUUAUAUUUAGAAGCAUCCUAUAAAUAAAGCCCGUAAAGUCAAUG